Molecule: messenger RNA, 1574 nt
Organism: Eremomyces bilateralis CBS 781.70
Lineage: Eukaryota; Fungi; Ascomycota; Dothideomycetes; Eremomycetales; Eremomycetaceae
Product: saccharopine dehydrogenase
Exons: 5
Coding region: 369-1487 (372 amino acids)
Cellular component (GO): cytoplasm
Molecular function (GO): saccharopine dehydrogenase (NAD+, L-lysine-forming) activity
Source: RefSeq, a predicted model, not a curated record
UUUUAAGAGUUUAAUGUAAAGAUAUUGUAACUCCCAUUGUGGCCAACGAUUUUGCAAGGCCAAUGACUUCUUUACCUCUGUCAAUUGUGGUGGGAGUCUAGUGACACCAGUCUCGAAAUUUCCCCGAAAAUGGAGGCGAAGCAUUUCGAGCUCCUGUCGUCCGCCGUAGCAUAUCAAAUUUCCGUGACUUCAUCCCACCGCCGAUGAGUCCAGUCACCAGUGAGUCACGUAACCCUUGAUAGAAAUCUUUGAUAGUAUAUCACGUAUAAAUUCGAGUUCGAAAGAGAAGGAAUCUCCAGAAUCCAGAGAAAUAUCCGGACUGUCACUUUUCUUGUCAUUGAAUUUUUAGAUUUGUUGGUAGCUGCAUCAUGUCGACGACACUCGUUCUACGUGGGGAGGAUAAGCCGAUGGAGCAUCGGAGUGCUUUGACUCCUACCACAGCCAAAGCACUCAUCGAUUCCGGCUACACCAUCAAAGUCGAACGAAGCGACCAACGCAUCUUCGACGACAACGAAUUCUCCUCCAUCGGCGCCCAACUAGUCGAAAAGAGCUAUUGGCUCACCGCCCCUACCGACGAGAUCAUCAUCGGCCUCAAAGAACUCCCCGAUCUCCCCGCCCGCCUCCCCCACACCCACAUCCAAUUCGCCCACGUCUUCAAAAACCAACACGCCUGGGCCCCUACCCUCGCCCGCUACGCCCGCGCCGACGGCACCCUCCUCGACCUUGAAUUCCUCGCCACCGGCGGCCGUCGCGUCGCUGCCUUCGGUUACCACGCGGGGUUCGCCGGCGCGGCGCUCGCGAUCAAGGCGUGGCGCGCACAGCAGGACGGGGGGGUGCUGAAGAAUGUGGAUGAGUAUACAGGGGGGAAGGGGUAUUAUCCGACGGAGGGAGAGCUGGUGAGCCAGGUGACGGAAGAUAUUAAGGCAGUUGGAAGGGCGCCGAGGGUGUUGGUGAUUGGGGCGCUGGGGCGGUGUGGGAGCGGAGCGGUGGAAUUGUGUCGGGCGGUGGGGGUACCAGAGGAGCAGAUUGUGAAGUGGGAUAUGGCGGAGACGGCGAAGGGGGGGCCGUUUGAUGAAAUCGCCGAGGCCGAUAUCUUCGUCAACUGCAUCUACCUAACCGAGAAAAUCGCCCCCUUCAUCACCCCCGAGAAACUUUCCUCCCCCAACCGCAAUGUCACAGUUAUCUGCGACGUCAGCGCCGACAACACCAACCCCAACAACCCCGUCCCAGUCUACACUGAAACCAGCACCUUCACCCAACCUACCAUCGCCGUCGACGGCGUCGCCGGCACCCCCGUCCGCGUCAUUAGCAUCGAUCAUCUGCCGAGCUUGCUGCCGCGGGAGGCGAGCGAGGCUUUCUCCGGGGCGCUGUUGCCGUAUCUGAAAGAGUUGCGGGAUUGGCGCGCGAAUCAGGUGUGGGCGGAUGCAGAGCGGUUGUAUCGGGAGAAGGUGGCGACGUUGCCGGAGGGGUUGGUGGAAAAGGCGUAGGCGUUGAGUCGACAUAAAUCAGUCCUCGGGUAUUAGAGGGGCGUGUGGAACUCAAAAGUUGGGGUUACUGGUUAGGUUUAGAUGGGU